Molecule: messenger RNA, 2442 nt
Organism: Rhinichthys klamathensis goyatoka
Lineage: Eukaryota; Metazoa; Chordata; Actinopteri; Cypriniformes; Leuciscidae
Exons: 2
Coding region: 74-1105 (343 amino acids)
Molecular function (GO): nucleic acid binding; zinc ion binding
Source: RefSeq, a predicted model, not a curated record
GCAAUGCAAAUUGGUCGGCAAGGCAUUAGAAGUGUACUCCACUUUAUCUUUGGAAGAUGGUCUUAAGUAUGACAUGGUGAAGUCCGCCAUACUCCGGUCAUAUGAGUUAGUACCAGAGGCUUACAGGCAACAUUUUCGAAAUUGUAAGAAAAACGCAACUCAAACCUUUGUAGAAUUUGCACGAGAUAAGGGAAUGCUUUUCGACAAAUGGUGUUUUUCUAGUAAGGCUGAUGAUUUUGUUUCACUUAGGGAGCUUCUUUUACUGGAGGAUUUUAAGCAGUGUCUCCCUGAGAGAGUGGUGCUGUAUUUAAAUGAGCAGAAGGUAGCGACACUUUCACAAGCUGCAGUACUAGCGGACGAAUUUGUGCUUACGCAUAAAAACGUUUUUCAAAUAGCAGGUCCUGAGAAGAAUUCUUUACCGAGGGCUUCAAUGAAUGUUCAGAUGCCUAAACAGAGUAGUGAGAAGUCUAAAGAGACUCGUGACUGUUUUUAUUGUCACAAGAAAGGACAUGUUAUAGCCGACUGUUUUUCUUUGAAGCGCAAGCAGAACUUUCCGAAGAAAGAAAUUGCAUUUGUGAACUCGGUGAAUUCGUGUUUGCUUUCUGAAAAUGGAGCUGAAAUACCAGACCCUUCGUACUUGCCCUUUUUACUUAAAGGGUUUGUUUCAUUAACCGGUAAAAAGGAGGACCAGGUUGAAGUCCAGAUGUUACGUGACACGGGAGCUGCGCAGUCGUUUGUAUGCGCUGAUGUGUUGUCUUUUUCAGAUGAAUCAUCAGUAGGAUCUAGUAGGUUAGUGCAGAGUUUCAGUAUGGAGGUGAUUAGGGUACCCAUUCAUCGGAUCCAUCUUCAGUCUGACUUGGUGACCGAUUUUGUGGAGGUAGGAGUACGUCCAGUAUUACCAGUGAAGGGUGUGUCUUUCAUCUUAGGUAAUGAUUUAGCCGGGGGGCAGGUAACACCUUUGCUGGAAGUGGUAGACACUCCAUUGACUCAUCUUAAGACCGAUGAGUUGUUUCAGAAAUACCCAAGUGCAUUUCCUGCGUGCGUUGUUACAAGGGCCCAAUCUAAGAAGGGGAAUGACAUUUCUUUAUCUGACUCUUUCUUGUAAUCUCUUACCAUGAAAAGUGAAAGUUCUGUUGUCUUUCCAGUGGGUGUGGUCUGUGAGACGAGUCCAGCUGUUGAGCAGCAGGAUGCUGAUCUGGAUGGUGUACUGGAGUCUGAUACGCCGUUAUUAUCAGCUAGGCUGUCAAACUCUGAAACUCUUAAAGACUUAUCCAAUUUUUUAGCUCAUCUUAAUGCAGGUCAAAGGCAGGAUGUUGUAGAGCUUCUUGACAAAUUUUCUUCUAUUUUGGGUGACGUUCCUACACUUACACACGUGCUACAACACGAUAUUGAUGUAACUAAUGCACGACCGAUUAAACAACACCCUUAUAGGAUUAAUGCUGUGAAAAGAGCUAUAAUGAAACAGGAGACUCAGUAUUUGUGGGAGAAGGGAUUGGCCAGUCCUAGUGUUAGUCCCUGGAGUUCCCCGUGUAUUUUAGUGCAGAAAUCAGAUGGCACUAAACGUUUCUGUACUGAUUAUCGACGCGUUAAUGCUGUUACGAUACCAGAUUGCUUUCCACUACCGAGGAUGGAGGACUGCGUGGAUAGCAUAGGAUCAGCAAAGUUUGUUAGUAAACUCGACCUACUGAAAGGAUACUGGCAAGUUCCACUGACCUCUAGAGCAUCUGAAAUUUCAGCGUUCGUAACGCCAGAUUGCUUUAUGCAAUAUAAUGUUAUGGCUUUUGGCUUGCGAAACGCCGCAGCUACAUUUCAAAGAUUGGUCAAUUUAGUUCUUGUUGAUGUUCCUAACUGCAAUGCAUAUCUUGAUGACGUGGUUGUUUAUUCACAAAGUUGGUCAGAGCAUGUAUCGUUACUAGGAACAGUGUUUGAGCGUCUAGCGAAGGCAUCCCUAACACUUAAUCUUGCUAAAUGUGAGUUUGGGAAGGCAACAGUUACCUAUUUGGGUAAACGGGUGGGUCAGGGUCAAGUGCGUCCUUUGUCAGCAAAGGUUUCGGCUAUUAGCGAGUUUCCUGUGCCAUCUACCAGACGUGAGUUGCGUAGGUUUUUAGGUAUGGCCGGUUAUUACCGUUGUUUUUGCCGGAAUUUUUCGUCUGUUGCAACUCCUUUAACUGCUUUACUUAGCCCUUCGAAUCAGUUUGUUUGGUCACAUGAGUGCCAGAAUGCUUUUGACAGCGUCAAAACGUUGUUGUGUAGUGAACCCGUGUUGUCUGCUCCUGAUUUUUCCAUACCGUUUAAGUUGGAAGUGGACGCAAGUGAGGUGGGAGCUGGUGCUGUAUUAUUGCAGGAGGGUAAUGAUGAGAUCAAUCAUCCUGUUUGUUAUUUCUCAAAGAAAUAUAACAAACAUCAGCGUAACUAUUCCACUAUCGAAAGAGAAGCUCUAGC